Messenger RNA from Lutra lutra (Eurasian river otter), 6146 nucleotides. It is a transcript of the gene LAMB1, whose product is annotated as laminin subunit beta 1. The transcript is spliced from 33 exons. Gene Ontology annotation, cellular component: basement membrane. The record is from RefSeq and is a predicted model, not a curated record. The coding region runs from base 252 to 5498 and encodes 1748 amino acids. Gene Ontology annotation, biological process: axon guidance. Gene Ontology annotation, molecular function: extracellular matrix structural constituent. NCBI's taxonomy places the organism in Eukaryota, Metazoa, Chordata, Mammalia, Carnivora, Mustelidae.
CCUCCUCGCCCGGCGGUGGCCGCCCGCCCCCUCAGCCCCUGCUCUCCGUGUGCGCAUGAGCGGAGGCGCCUCCCCCGGUUCCUCCCAAGGCUAAACUUUCUAAUUCCCUUCUUUGGGCUCGGGGCUGCCGGCGGCGGGGAGAGCGCUCGCACCGCCCGGAAAGGAAGACGAGGGGGAAAAGGGCAGGCGGCUCGGCCGGCGCGUUCUCCACUCCUCCGCAGGGGCUGUCCCCUCGGCUGCAGGGACUGGCCAUGGGGCUGGUCCAGGUGUUCGCUUUCAGUUUCUUAGCCCUGUGCGGAGCCAAAGUGUGCGCUCAAGAACCCGAAUUCAGCUAUGGCUGCGCGGAGGGCAGCUGCUACCCCGCCACGGGUGACCUUCUCAUCGGCCGAGCACAGAAGCUCUCCGUGACCUCGACGUGCGGGCUGCACAAGCCUGAGCCGUACUGUAUUGUCAGCCACCUCCAGGAGGACAAAAAAUGCUUCAUCUGCAAUUCACAAGAUCCUUAUCACGAGACCCUCAAUCCUGACAGUCAUCUCAUUGAAAAUGUGGUCACUACAUUUGCUCCAAACCGCCUUAAGAUUUGGUGGCAAUCCGAAAAUGGUGUGGAAAAUGUAACGAUCCAACUGGAUUUGGAAGCAGAAUUCCACUUUACUCAUCUCAUAAUGACUUUCAAGACAUUCCGUCCGGCCGCUAUGCUGAUAGAACGAUCGUCCGACUUCGGGAGAACCUGGGGCGUGUACAGAUACUUUGCCUAUGACUGCGAGAGCUCAUUUCCAGGCAUCUCCACCGGGCCCAUGAAGAAAGUGGAUGAUAUAAUUUGUGAUUCCCGCUAUUCUGACAUUGAACCCUCAACCGAAGGAGAGGUGAUAUUUCGUGCUUUAGAUCCUGCUUUCAGAAUAGAAGACCCUUACAGUCCAAGGAUACAGAAUCUCUUAAAAAUCACCAACCUGAGAAUCAAGUUUGUGAAGCUGCACACUUUGGGUGAUAACCUUUUGGAUUCCAGAAUGGAAAUCAGAGAGAAGUAUUACUAUGCAGUGUAUGAUAUGGUGGUUCGAGGAAAUUGCUUCUGCUAUGGCCAUGCCAGCGAGUGUGCACCUGUGGACGGAGUGAAUGAGGAAGUAGAGGGAAUGGUUCAUGGGCACUGCAUGUGCAGGCAUAACACCAAGGGCUUGAACUGUGAACAGUGCAUGGAUUUCUACCACGACUUACCCUGGAGACCCGCUGAAGGUCGAAACAGCAAUGCCUGCAAAAAGUGUAACUGCAACGAGCAUUCGGGCUCAUGCCACUUUGAUAUGGCGGUGUACUUGGCCACUGGAAACGUCACCGGAGGGGUGUGUGACGACUGCCAGCACAACACGAUGGGACGCAACUGUGAGCAGUGCAAGCCGUUUUACUUCCAGCACCCGGAGAGAGACGUCCGAGACCCCAACCUCUGUGAACGAUGCAGCUGUGACCCAGCUGGAUCUCAGAAUGGGGGAAUCUGUGACAGUCACACGGAUUUUUCCACUGGACUCAUUGCUGGUCAGUGCCGGUGUAAAUUACAUGUGGAGGGAGAACACUGUGAAAUUUGCAAAGAAGGCUUCUACGGCUUAAGUGCUGAAGACCCAUUCGGUUGUACAUCUUGUGCUUGCAAUCCUCUGGGAACGAUUCCUGGCGGGAAUCCUUGUGAUUCUGAGACAGGUUACUGCUACUGUAAGCGUCUUGUGACAGGACAGCAUUGUGACCAGUGUCUGCCAGAGCACUGGGGCUUAAGCAACGACUUGGAUGGAUGUCGACCUUGCGACUGUGACCUUGGAGGGGCCUUAAACAAUAGCUGCUCCGCGGAGUCAGGCCAGUGCGCGUGCCGCCCCCACGUCAUCGGGCGCCAGUGCAACGAGAUGGAGUCUGGGUACUACUUUACCACCUUGGAUCACUACAUCUAUGAAGCAGAAGAAGCCAACUUCGGGCCUGGGGUCAGCAUAGUGGAGCGGCAGUAUAUCCAGGACCGGAUUCCUUCCUGGACUGGAGCAGGCUUCGUCCGAGUGCCCGAAGGGGCUUAUUUGGAGUUUUUCAUUGACAACAUACCAUAUUCCAUGGAGUAUGACAUCAUAAUUCGCUACGAACCACAGCUCCCCGACCGCUGGGAAAAAGCUGUCAUCACGGUGCAGCGACCUGGAAAGAUCCCAGCCAGCAGCCGAUGCGGUAACACUAUUCCCGAUGAUGACAACCAGGUGGUGUCCUUGUCGCCCGGCUCGAGGUACGUUGUCCUUCCACGCCCCGUGUGCUUUGAGAAGGGUGUAAACUACACCGUGAGGUUGGAACUGCCCCAGUACACGUCCUCCGAUAGCGACGUGGAGAGUCCCUACACGCUCAUCGAUUCUCUUGUUCUCAUGCCGUUCUGUAAAUCUCUGGACAUCUUCACCGUGGGAGGCUCAGGGGAUGGGCUGGUCACCAACAGCGCCUGGGAAACCUUUCAGAGAUACAGGUGUCUGGAGAACAGCAGAAGCGUUGUGAAAACACCAAUGACCGACGUAUGCAGAAACAUAAUCUUCAGCAUUUCCGCCCUGUUACACCAGACAGGCCUGGCUUGUGAAUGCGACCCCCAGGGCUCACUGAGUUCCGUCUGCGACCCCAACGGAGGCCAGUGCCAGUGCCGGCCGAACGUGGUUGGAAGAACCUGUGACAGAUGCGCUCCUGGCACCUUUGGCUUUGGCCCCAGUGGCUGCAAACCUUGUGAGUGCCACCUGCAAGGAUCCGUCCACGCCUUCUGCCACCCCGUCACCGGCCAGUGCCAGUGUUUCCAGGGCGUGUAUGCUCGGCAGUGUGACCGGUGCCUGCCUGGGUACUGGGGCUUCCCGAGCUGCCAGCCCUGCCGGUGUAACGGCCACGCCGAGGACUGCGACGCAGCGACGGGGGCCUGCCUGGGCUGCCAGGACUACACCACGGGGCACAACUGUGAAAGGUGCUUGGCCGGUUACUAUGGCGAUCCCAUCAUCGGGUCUGGAGAUCACUGCCGCCCUUGCCCUUGCCCAGACGGUCCCGACAGCGGACGCCAGUUCGCCAGCAGCUGCUAUCAGGACCCUGUGACUUUACAACUGGCUUGUGUCUGUGAUCCUGGGUACAUUGGCUCCAGGUGUGACGACUGUGCCCCAGGCUUCUUCGGCAAUCCCUCGGAUGUGGGGGGCUCCUGUCUGCCCUGCCAGUGUCACCACAACAUCGACACGACGGACCCAGAAGCCUGCGACAAGGAGACAGGGAGGUGCCUCAGGUGCCUCUACCACACGGAGGGGGAGCAGUGCCAGCUCUGCCGGUCCGGGUACUAUGGGGACGCCCUCCGGCAGGACUGUCGCAAGUGUGUCUGCAAUUACCUGGGGACAGUGCAGCAGCACUGCAACGGCUCUGACUGCCAGUGCGACAAAGCCACAGGCCAGUGCUUGUGUCUCCCCAACGUGGUCGGGCAGAACUGUGACCGCUGUGCGCCCAACACCUGGCAGCUGGCCAGCGGCACCGGCUGUGACCCAUGCAGCUGUGAUCCUGCUCAUUCCUUCGGGCUGUCUUGCAACGAGUUCACAGGGCAGUGUCAGUGUAUGCCCGGCUUCGGAGGCCGCACCUGCAGCGAGUGCCAGGAGCUCUUCUGGGGAGACCCCAACGUGGAGUGCCGAGCCUGUGACUGUGACCCCAGGGGCAUUGAGACACCACAGUGUGACCAGUCCACUGGCCAGUGCAUCUGUGUCGAGGGGGUCGAGGGUCCGCGCUGUGACAAGUGCACGCGAGGGUACUCAGGCGUUUUCCCAGACUGCGCUCCCUGCCACCACUGCUUUGCUCUCUGGGAUGCAAUCAUCGCCGAGUUGACCAAUCGGACCCAGAAGUUCCUGGAGAAAGCCAAGGCCCUGAAGAUCAGUGGGGUGCUUGGGCCAUACCGAGAGACUGUGGACUCGGUGGAGAAAAAAGUCAACGAGAUCAGAGAUAUCCUAGCCCAGAGCCCCGCCGCGGAGCCGCUGAAAAACAUUGGGGAUCUCUUUGAGGAAGCAGAGAAAUUAACCAAAGAUGUUUCAGAAAAGAUGGCUCAGGUCGAGGUGCAGCUGUUGGACACGGCUUCACAAAGCAACAGCACAGCCAGCCAGCUAGAGUCUCUGCAGACAGAAGCGGAAAGCCUAGACAACACAGUGAAAGAGCUUGCUGAGCAAUUGGAAUUUAUCAAAAACUCAGAUAUUCGGGGUGCCCUGGACAGCAUUACCAAGUACUUCCAGAUGUCCCUGGAGGCAGAGGAGAGGGUGAACGCCUCCACCACGGACCCCAACAGCACCGUGGAGCAGUCGGCGCUCACCCGGGACCGAGUCGAAGACUUGAUGAUGGAUCGAGAAGCCCAGUUCCGGGAAAAGCAAGAGGAGCAGGCCCGCCUUCUGGAUGAGCUAGCAGGCAAACUGCAAAGUCUGGACCUUUCAGCGGCUGCUGAGAUGACCUGCGGGACGCCCCCAGGGGCCUCGUGUUCCGAGACGGAGUGUGGCGGCCCAGGCUGCAGAACAGACGAAGGCGAGAAGAAGUGUGGUGGGCCCGGCUGUGGGGGCCUGGUCACGGUGGCACAUGGAGCCUGGCAGAAAGCCAUGGAUUUUGACCGAGACGUCCUGAGCGCGCUGGCUGAGGUGGAGCAGCUCUCCAAGAUGGUCUCUGAAGCAAAACUGAGGGCAGAUGAGGCCAAACAGAAUGCUCAAGACGUCCUGCUGAAAACCAACGCCACCAAAGAAAAGGUGGACAAGAGCAACGAGGACCUGAGGAAUCUGAUCAAGCAAAUCAGGAACUUUCUGACCCAGGAUAGUGCGGAUCUGGACAGCAUUGAAGCAGUGGCUAAUGAGGUACUAAAGAUGGAGAUGCCCAGCACCCCACAGCAGUUACAGAACUUGACAGAAGAUAUUCGGGAGCGAGUCGAAAGCCUUUCUCAAGUCGAGGUCAUUCUACAGCAAAGCGCUGCUGACAUUGCUAGAGCGGAGAUGUUGCUGGAAGAAGCUAAGAGAGCCAGCAAAAGUGCAAAUGAUGUUAAAGUCACCGCAGACAUGGUGAAGGAAGCGCUGGAGGAAGCAGAAAAGGCCCAGAUUGCAGCAGAGAAAGCCAUUAAGCAGGCAGAUGAAGACAUCCAGGGAACCCAGAACCUGCUCACUUCGAUUGAGUCUGAAACCGCUGCUUCUGAGGAGACCUUGCUCAACGCCUCCCAGCGCAUCAGUGAGCUAGAGAGGAACGUGGAAGAGCUGAAGCGGAAGGCGGCCCAGAACUCUGGGGAGGCAGAAUACAUUGAAAAAGUAGUGUACACUGUGAAACAAAGUGCAGAUGAUGUUAAAAAGGUGAGUAAAGCUUUGCAACUUCAUAGCUGUGUUCAUAAAGGAGCAAGGAGUCUCCUUAUUGCCUUCCUUGGAAUCAGUAAGGGACAUGGACCCAACGGUUAUUCAUCAGAAAUAUCCCCAUUGACUUGUUUUGAAAUAGCAGUCAUUAGAGACCCAGAUGGAAAAGAGUGGGAGUGCGUAUGAAAGUGUCCAAGAAGUGUGACCUAAGCCCUCAUAUCCACAUGGAUAAGGACACAGAAAAAUGAAAUUAACUUAGGGGUGGAAGUCUUAAAACAAGCACACGGAGCUUAUACUUUGGUAAUUCAAGUAGGAAGGCCUUUAUGGCAUACGGUACUAACUUGGCCGUUUGAGAAAUCUUGAAAAAAGCAGAGUAGGAAAAGCUUUAGGAGUCCGUCACAGAACCACUAGCAGGGAACUAAAUCUCACUUCUUCCACUCGCAUUCAUGCUUCUCACUGGAAGGUACUAUAUGUUGCAGAGAAAAGCUCAUACAACCCAAAUUUUUCAUUAGAAGCCAAGUAAUCAUUAAAACACACAUUCAGUGGGCAAAUGUUUAUUUCCCCAAGAAACCUCUUUACACUUUUGAGGGGAAUGUGCCAACUGUUAAAUGAAUAGCAGGGAGUUAUAAACUAUUUCGUCAAGAUUUUUCCUUGAGGUUAAUGUAGCAUUUAGGCAUUACAGAAGGGAGACCUCUCCCCGCUCCAGUUUGGGAAGAGAACAAAGCAGAAAGCAAAGUGCACUACCCCGUCCUUCUUUUCUAUCACGUUUGUACUUUCUCGCGGUGCUGAGAGCAUAUGUCUCCCCAAGUAGUCUUUUUACAUAGCAUUUUCCCC